Molecule: messenger RNA, 2585 nt
Organism: Daktulosphaira vitifoliae (grape phylloxera)
Lineage: Eukaryota; Metazoa; Arthropoda; Insecta; Hemiptera; Phylloxeridae
Exons: 6
Coding region: 223-1647 (474 amino acids)
Source: RefSeq, a predicted model, not a curated record
UGUUCGGUUGUUCCGGCAACGAAUCAUUCCUUCUUCACGUCCAGUCCGCAAUAAGUGUUGGCGUUCCUCUUAAGAAAUUGACGGUUUGUCGUUUAAUAAUAUGUGAAAAGUGUUUCAACACCAAAAAGAAUUACACAGUUCGUAAAUCAAUUGUAACAUUGCUCGGUCUUUUUUAAUUUUUUUUUAUUUUUAUUAAUUAUCUCGAUCGCUAACCGAUUAAAAAUGUUACGGUUCACGUUGAACGUGAUGUUACUGGUGUUCUUGGCCGAGUCCACGUACCCUUCCCUACACGAGUCCAACUCGGUCGACGACGAGGAAAAUCCAUUCCUAGAAGCAGCGAAAUCGCUGUUACAGGAUUCGUUGGCUGGCGGUCAAGGUGGUCAGGCCGGUCUGGGUCAGGGUCUCGGCACCGUUUUGCAGUCGUUCAUGCAAUCGGAUGGCGCUAAAUCCGGCCUGGGAUCCAUAGUCUCCGGACUGGCGGCCGCUAAGGGAUCGGUGGACCCACAGGUCAUUGGUCAACUGGUCAGCAUGUUCGCUGGCGCCGCCUCGGACAAGUCAGGCGACUCCAACCAAGACAGCGCGCCAGGAUUGGACUGGAAUUCCAUGAUCGAUCUGGCGUCCGGAUUCAUGUCAGCCAACUCGGGCGGACAAGGCUCGACUAUGGAGGGCUUCAUGCACAUGCUGCCGGCCCUGGUGAAUGCCUUUAGCGGUGGCCACCAGCACUCGGAAGACCCCGAUGUAGAAAAUCAAGAAGAGCACGACCGUCACGCCCGCGCCUCGUCGUUCUUGCCGCCGUUCCUGAGUAGCGCGUACGUGUACUGGGAGCACUUCAGGAACAGUGAACUGGGCACCACCUUGUGGAAAAACAGCGGCCUGGGCAGCAUCCUUCAGUUGUUCAUCGACAGGGACGGACACUUCCAAGUGGACAAGAUCUUCGAAUCGCUCGAAAACGCCACGUUCAGACGCCGGUGGGUCAGGAGCUUGACCAGCUUCGUCGCCGAAUGGAUUAAACACGUUUCCGACCCGAGCACGCAAGCCAGGUAUUUGUCGACUACCCAGUUCAUCAUGAACGGUUUUUUGAAAUCACAAGGUUAUGCUAAAGCGGCUCAAUUCGAUCAAACAAGACCGGCUGAGUCACUUAGUUUUCUGGCCGACGCCGUUUUCAAAAGGCAAUUCGGUUUGAAAAUCAAUUCAGCCACAUACAUUAAACCAGCUAUCGCUUACAUACAGGACGUUUUCCGUUUGGGACAAAGCAAAGGUUUUAGUCUUCACCACUUGACUUCCAAGGAAAUUGAAGACAAACUGUCAGAGCUCUUAAACCACGAAAUCAUCGAUCCUGUACUAAGAGUUUGGAGAGUGUACAGAUUCGCGUCAAAGAAAACAGAUUGUGACCGUUACCUAGUAUGCAGUAUUAACCGCAAAGGACAAUAUCCCAACAGCAAAACGGGGCUGAAACCAGGAGUCACUAAAUUGUCCAGUUUGAUCGCAUCUUGGUUCCUAUCCGGUAGAACGGGAACUCCGUUCUGGAAACUCUACAAUGCAGCUACAGAAGACCACAAUUGUGCGGUCAAGUAUCCAGCCAACUGCCAAGAAUUCCACGAAGAAGACUUGAGAGCGACUACCGAAUACUUCCACAACGAACUUUAAUACAAUUAAAAACACACAACACAUAUUUGAAGGCUGUAAAUCAGUUUCGAGUUUUAACGAAUUAUUUUUCAUUUAUAUCUAUAAAUUAAAAUUAUAAACGGGGUGUACACUAGGUUUCUCGGGUAUUUAUACCUAAUCUAAGAUACUAUUGACAAAUGACCCUCUACAUAAGUUUUAUCUUUGUCUGAAACACGUUUUAUUUUUAGUGAAAUAGCAGUUCCAUAAUUGUUUUACGGCAAAUAGCUAUAUUUAUAAUAGUCGGUUAACUAAUUUUUUUUGUACUACCAAAUUUCGUUUGUAUACCAAAGGUACGUUGGGUAGUGCAUUUGGAUAACAUCAAUCCAGUAAAAAUAUUUAAUUUUAAGUGUAUACCAUUACUUUUUGACUAAGAAUAUUGUGAGAUUAGAAAACGCAUUAUAUUAAAUUUUAUUAGUGUAAACAUUUCUAUACUAUUUAUCUAUGUAAUUAGACCAUCGUUCUUUUUUUAUUACUCAUUAUAAGAUCACCAAAAUCAAUUGAGUGGUACAGUUGUACUACGAUGCAUAUACUUUUUUUUUUUCUAUUAGCUAAUUGAUCAAGUAAGCCCUUUACAACUGAACGAAUUAAUAGUACGACACACGAGUUAACAUCUUAUCGAAGUAUAACAGUUUUAUUAAAUUUUUUGAACAGCGAAAUUCGUUUUAAAAAGCAGUGUUAUUAUUUUGAAACGAUGGAAUUGUGGUAAACACAUUUUUUGAUAUCAUGCGAUCUAAUCCUUCAAAUUGCGUAGAAAAGUAAUUUUAUAAAAGUAUAAAAUGUAUCAUGCAAAACACAGUUUUUAUUUUAAAAGUUUACCAAAAAUGUCGAUUAGAUAUACAAAAUUUAACGGUAACGAUUUAUGUUAUAGUUCUAAACUAAUAAUUAUACAUAAUUGUAAAUAUAUAACGAUUUUACUAUUA